GUUUUUUCCACUUGGUAUUUGCUUUGUAAAUAUCCUUAGUUCACGUGUGUUGGAUUUUGUCCCCCAAGGCUACCUGCUAAAGCGCAGAAGUCCCUGCCAACGCGUCUUUCCCUACGACACAGUUAUUCGUUUAUCCUUCCUCCGAGCAGGCACGGGACCCGCUGUCCUCCCCAGGGCCCCAAUCCCGAGAGGCCCAGGCUUGCCCUGAAGAGACGGAGGCACCGCCGGAGCUGGUUUACAGAGGUUCCACUCAAAGACGCCUCCAUGGGAAAAUCCUUGCCUCACCGCAAUCUCCUAAUCUCACUUUAAAGAGAAAACCCGAGGGCUCAUUUGCCUUGCUUUCUGCAAACCGGGAGGAAACUGUGUACUCUGGGGCUGCGCGCGGAGGGAGUGUGCUCCGAGCAUCAGCUCUCCCAAGACCCGGACCCCAAAUAAAGGGACUCGAACAGGUGCAGAGACUACAAUUCCCUCCUCUCCAGCGCAGGGGUGCUCAACUCCAUCCCAGAGUCCGAGGAGAAGAGAAGAGGCUGGUAGAGGGCGAUCGGCCAAAGGGACCCGCCCCCACAAGGGCUCAGAUGGCCUCCAGGGUCCGAUCCCGCCCCUACUCGGAGUAGAACCCGGCGGGGGCGCGUCUGGCUCAGGAGCCGGGUGGGGAGGGGGGGGGGAAGGAGGGUCACCUCUCUGGCCCUGAUUGGCGGAGACCGCGCCGAGGGGCGGAGCGUCCGAGCGAGAGGGGUGUGAAGGGGGCCGGAUCCUCUUGUGGUUGCAUCAUCCUCUGCCAUCCGCGGUGGCUUUGAGAAGCCCGGGUGCGGCGCACACCACUCCUCCGGUGCUCCAACCCUCGCCCGGGGCCUCCUCGCCGGCCCAGCCUUGCCCCGCACGUUCCUGCUCGGACGCGCCAGCUGGGAAGGAGGUGGACGAGGCUGCGUGCGCUCUCUGCUUCGCCCACCUCUUCCGACCCAGUCCUCAGGUGAAGCAUCCCAGAAGAUAUCCAGUCCCUCUUCCUAGCCGUGCUUCGGGACCAACCCCGGGAAAGCCAGCCGGCCACUAUGGAGAAGAGCAAUGAGACCAAUGGCUAUAUCGAAGGCAAGGGGCCGGCCUCGGAGCCCGGGGCCUCCGAGGCCGGCGCGCUGGGACGGGCGCGGCGUUGCGGGGGCUUCCUGCGUCGCAACGCGCUGGUACUGCUGACCGUGUCUGGGGUGCUGGCGGGCGCCGGGCUGGGCGCGGCGCUGCGGGGACUAGAACUGAGCCCCGCUCAGGCCACCUACCUGGCAUUCCCUGGGGAGAUGCUUCUCCGCAUGCUGCGCAUGGUGAUCCUGCCCCUCGUAGUCUGCAGCCUGGUAUCGGGCGCCGCCAGCCUGGACGCCAGUUCUCUGGGCCGCCUGGGGGGCAUCGCGGUCGCUUAUUUCCUCCUGACUACACUGGGCGCUUCGGCGCUGGCUGUAGCCUUGGCUUUCAUCAUCCGGCCAGGAGCCGGCGCGGGGGCCCUCCUGUCCAGCGACCUGGGAUUGGAGAAUUCAGAAACACUCCCAGUCACCAAGGACACCAUAGAUUCCUUUCUUGACUUGAUCAGAAACCUGUUUCCAUCUAACCUUGUGGCCGCUGCUUUCCGCACAUACGCAACCAAUUAUACAAGAGUCAUCCGUAACACAACCGUUGGAAAUAUCACUUUGGAAAAGUCCAUGCAGGUCCCCUAUGGCAUAGAGAUCGAAGGGAUGAAUAUUUUGGGUUUGGUCCUCUUUGCCCUGGUCUUGGGAGUGGCUUUGAAGAAGCUAGGCUCAGAAGGAGAAGAACUGAUCCGUUUCUUCAAUGCCUUCAAUGAGGCAACCAUGGUGCUAGUGUCUUGGAUUAUGUGGUAUGUUCCUCUAGGAAUCAUGUUCCUUGUUGGAAGUAAGAUCGUAGAAAUGAAAGACAUCGUCACCUUGGUGACCAGCCUGGGGAAAUACAUCUUUGCAUCAAUUCUGGGUCACAUCAUCCAUGGAGGAAUUGUUCUGCCACUCAUUUAUUUUGUCUUCACUCGGAAAAACCCAUUUCAAUUCCUUCUUGGACUCCUCACACCAUUUGCAACAGCCUUUGCCACUUGCUCCAGCUCAGCAACUCUGCCAUCCAUGAUCAAGUGCAUUGAAGAAAAUAACGGGGUAGAUAAGAGGAUCAGCAGGUUCAUUCUUCCCAUCGGGGCCACGGUGAACAUGGACGGGGCGGCCAUCUUCCAGUGUGUGGCCACUGUGUUCAUUGCCCAGCUGAAUAACGUGGAGCUGAAUGCAGGACAGAUAUUCACCAUUCUAGUGACCGCCACGGCUGCCAGCGUGGGAGCAGCCGGUGUGCCGGCAGGAGGAGUUCUCACCAUCGCUAUCAUCCUGGAAGCCAUCGGACUGCCCACGCACGACCUCUCCCUGAUCCUCGCUGUGGACUGGAUCGUGGACCGGACCACCACGGUGGUGAACGUGGAGGGGGACGCCCUGGGGGCCGGCAUCCUCCAUUACCUCAACGAGAAGGCCACCCAGAAGGUGGACCACGAGCUCAGCGAGGUGAAAGUCGAGGCGGUCCCCAACUGCAAAUCGGAGGAGGAGACAUCCCCCCUGGUGACCCACCAAAACCCGGCUCCCGCUCCGGCCGGGGGCCCCGAGCUAGAGUCCAAGGAGUCGGUCCUGUGAGCCACAGGUCCCUGCCACAGCUGGACCCAGCGCCUCCCGGACUUGAUCCUCGUGCGGGAGGCCGCUUGUCCUAUGGCUGCACCCUGAGGCUUCCCCGCGGGACCCUUUCUCCUGAAGCGGAACAAACACUUCCAUGUAUCUCUCUAUCCGUGUACAGAUACCGCUGUGUGUGCGUGUGUGUGCGGGCAUACGUGUGACUCUGUGGCUAAGCCUCUUCCGGGAACCCCGUCACCAGCACGGGUGGGUUAACACCUGGCAAAAAGCAAGUCUGUUCUCCACAAAAGCCUGCUUAGCGCCGGGAGAAGCCCGCCUUGGUGGCUUGGAGAGGGCAGGGACUCCCCCACCUAGCCAAGGAGCAGUAGGAAACAAAAAUACACGUAGAGAUUGGCUUUCUCCCCCUGCUCUCCUCCCCCUACCUGGCCGCCCUCCCUAGCACAUGGAAUAAUAAAGCGAGAACAUUCCAGCGGCCUUCGGAGCCGCGCAUGGGCCCCCCCCCUCCCCCGGAUCCACGAGCCCGCCUCCUCGCCUCCCAUCGGCCCCUCCCCACCUCCACCCAGACGCCGGCCAUCCAGAAUGGCUGCCCCGCGGCCGUGCUGCGUCUGGGUCACCACAUCCCGCUUCCUGUGGUGCUGUCUCAUUUGUGUGUGUGUGUGUGUGCGCGUGAGAGAGGGAGAGGCAGACAGAGAAUUCUGUAGUUCAUCCAAGUAUUUCAUUCUGCCGCUCCAUCCCUCAGGUGACCCACCCCGUCCUCCCGGGUCCCCUGGGCUGUCUGGGGCGGAACUUCGUGUACUUUAAAAGGAAGGGAUUGGGGCGCGUGCCCGGCACCCUUCCAUCGGCACGCUGGCUCCCUCUCAAUCCUACUCCGAGAGGUUCGGGUGCACGGUGCCAAGAAGACGAGGUAUGGCUAUUAGAGAGAGGAAGACCCUCGUGGGGGGAGACCGCAGAACGACUUCGGACCUUGGUGCGGGAUCCUUGUGCCUCCCUCUUCCCCUCCUCUGUCCAAUGGGGUUCCUGUACCUGUCUUCUACCUACCUCACUGGGGUUGGUGAGGCCCGCUAAGAGAAGACCCCAAGCUCCUCCAAAGGAAGCCUCUGGAGGUCCUUUUAUUUAAUGACCAAGUAAAUAACGUCGUCCAAACAGGCAAUCAUCAGAGUCGUUCAGACCGAUGUUUAUAAGCAGAGCCUUGUUCCGUGUGCGCGAGUGUAGAAACACAAACCUCCGUUGUGUGCGUUUAUAAUGACUUCAAUCAGUUCUUCGCUGGAUUUUCUUAGGACGCGAGGUUUCAGCCCCUUCAGUCUCUGCCCUUCUCCCUCCUCCCUUGGUUUUCUUCAUUGGGGUGGAUGAAAGGGAAGUCCUGGAAGAGGAACUUAGCUAGAGCUCGCCGCCACGGGCAUUCAGGACCACAGCAAGAUCCGACAGGGGCGCCGGGACCCAACCCAAACGGAGGCAAAUCCAGCCCGGUUCCCUCCCUGCCCGUCCCAUUUACCCCACAACCAAAGGGGGAGGGCAGGCUCUCAAAGAGAUCCACCGUCCUGAGCGCUUAGCACGGUGCCUGGCACAUAGUAGGCGCUUAAUCCAUGUUUUAUCGAUUGAUUGGUGGCAUGAAAGGGGCAGAAGGGAGACUGAUGGGGCUCCGCCUCCUCCCCACGUCCCCGGUCUCGGUGUGUGUGUACUCUGGGCCCGCGCCCAGGCGGGAGGCAGGAGGAGGUGACCAGACUUGGUUCUCCUGUGCCCCAGGCCGGAGCCCUGGGCGCGCUCGCUCUAAGCCAGUGUAGCUGGACAGGCCUCUCCCUGAAGCACGUGACAGCCAAGGCCGUGGCUUAAACAGCCUCAAGAAAGGGCAAGCAAGGUGCAGGCACACUCCUCUCUCUUAGGCACAGGGGAGCUCAUGGCUAGUGACCCAGACGUAAAGGGGCCCCUAACGGGGUUUCUUCCCUUCCUCCUCUAGAGGUUUUUAUACAAUUGAAUCUUCUAUUUCCCACGCCUCCGCCCCCCCCCAAAAGCAUAUUGGGUGUACCCUGGUGUUUUGCUUUUUGUUUGAGUUAACCAUUGAAGAGCAGUUUAUUAAGCUCUUCCUUGCUCAGACUUUGAGCCCCAGCUGCAACAGAAAUGAACGACCAGAUGUCCUGGUUUGGUCCCCAAUUUCCCCCUUUCUUCUCUCAUUCAGACAGAGGUGAUUAUUUUGUAGGAAGGGAAAAAGGAGAACUGGGUACAUCAAACCCAAUAAUACAAAAUGGGAAGAGAGGACAUUUAAAUGAAUAUAUUCAGCUGAGAAGUCCUCUUUGAGAUAUUUAAAGGAAUAGGAAUUUUCAGCUUUUUUUCUUUUAAUUGAUCCAAGCUUUGUUUUUGUUUUGUUUUGUUUUGUUUUAGAAGACAUACAACUAGGGUUAAGACAUUGCUUUCUUGGUGCCCAUGACAAAGCCUUCCUGGUUACUCUUUUUUAAUAUUUGUUGUAAAUGGUGGUCCUCUACUGGCUCUUUCCUGUGUGUGUGUGUGCAUGUCUGUCACUUGCCUUAAAACAGAGCACAGUCUUUGCCAACAAAUACAUGAUUUCUACUGGUUUCUGCUGCCUCUUUAGCCUUCUCUGUUCCCCUCAUUCUAUCAGGCCGUGUUUUAAGAUGUGAUUUAAGGAGGUCGUCACCAAAAGGAAGCACCAAUGAGCAUCUUCUUGUCGGGCGCCUUUGGUGAGCCUAUAUUGGGAUUUUGUUAUGCUCUCCUAUGCCAAUGAAGAACAUGGAACAAUGUGUGGGACUGGCCUUGGAGUCAAGAAAUGAUAGCUUCAAGUUUUGUCCCUGAUACACACUAGCUGAGUGACCAGGAGGUAAGUCCCAUAACCUCUCAGCGUCUCAGACAAUAAGUGGCAGAAGAUUGUGGCCACGUGCAGUGGGGGAGGAACUGAUCAUGUUGGAAGUUCUUCACACCAAUACCUUGUGUUUUUGACUGUCCAAAACAAUCCUCCAGUCCUAUCCCCAAAUACCAAAUGAGAACCUGGGGCCUUGUAAGCAAGUUAAGGCAGGGAUAGCUCUUGAUUCAAACAAAUUCCACAUGUAAUAGCUGACUUGCUACCAGGGAAAUUUGGAUUUCCUGCUUUUAAAAAAUAAGGAAACAGAUCAUUAAACAAUUUUGGGUUGCCAUUGGCACGAACAUGAAUCUCCAGGUCAACUUUCUGUGUUGACUGGUAGACGAAGUCAUAUGACAACUUCAAAUUACUGCUAAAGAUUUGGAUGGAAAAAAAUAACCAACCCCCAACCAGUGUCAUACACAUUCCUUUCACUUUUCUAUGCAUAAAAUUGCAGUACAACUAAAAAAUCUAUAUGAUAUGAUAAAGUAACCUUUAGAUAAUAAAAUUAGCCUACAAAUUCACCUGGGAAGAUUGAAGGACUGGAUUUCAAGUGAUGAAACCGUGAAAGAAGUAGAUCUAGACUAACUCGACAUCACUUGAUCGAGAUUUUGAUCUCUUCACUCGACACAGGAAUUGGCCUUGUUUUCAGUCAAGAUGUAGAAUUGAAAAGAGAGAAGCCCACAUUUGAAAGGGGUCAAAUGUGGCCCAUCAGCUUGUGGCAUUCUGAGAAGUGACUUUUUACUCUAUCACUUUAUUGGUGGUGAAUAUUUCAAAGUUGAGUCUUUAGAGAGCAAAAAGCACCAAAAGAUUCAGACUUCUGAGGAUGGCUCAAAUAAGAGGACCAAGCUUUCCUUGCUGGCUUCUUCUGUAACAAGGGCAAAGGACAUUGGUAAUAAUUGGUUUACAAUGUGGCAACCCUGAAUUAAUUUGACCAUAGUGGGGUCUUCUAUGCCCAGGAAGGUAAAAAUACCUUAAAUGAAUAAAUUAAGCCUAUAAAGUCCUCUGAAAUGUUAAGAAAAAAUUAACAAUUUUAAUUUCCUUUUCCACUCUUAUUUUUUGUGAGUAUGUCAGGAGGUUUGGGUACAGCUAGAACUGGGAUGUGCUUCUUUCUGUUUUUCUCAAAAUGUUUCCUUGUUAUCCUCUUUCUAUUUGAAAAGGCUUUUCAAACACCUAUUGAAAGCCUUCUCUCUGCCUCUCAAAAACUCCAUCUUAGCCCCGGCUUUGGCCAUUUUGAAAUGUCAGAGCCUUCUAGCUUGUACUAAUUUCAACCAGAUGUUUAAAGAUGGCCCAUGAGGCCCUCUAUUUAAUGGAGACCAUCUCAUGUAACAUUUGGUCUUUACCCUUUUGCUAACUCAGCCAGUGCAUAGUAGAAAAUGGCAGAGGGGAAGUAUCUCAAGGGCAUGUUUUAUCUUUUGGCUGAUUGUCGAACCCCGUCCGUGUGUGGUUCACUGGUCGCAAAUUACUAAAUCCAAACAUCUAUGGUAACCUCUGCCCUUAUGUAACUGAGUUCAGCGAAGGCCGCAGAUAAAAGCAAGCUCAACGGCCCAAGCCUUUGGCAGAGAGAUGGAUACCACGCGUGGCAGAAAGUGUAUGAAGUCUAUAAGGGGACAGCCAGUCUGUCUGUAGCAUUUCUGGGACUCUUGGCUUCAUCCUACUCCAGAGCCCUCACCUUCAAAUCAAAGUUGUGCAAUGAGAAAGCCCAGGAAACCUCCAGAAAUAUGCACAAGUCCAGCUGGCUGUCAUGAGGAAUUCUCUUAAUUAGAUUGUAAAACCUCUGGAGCAAGGGCUGUAUUCAUUCAUGCAUGACGAAUGUUUAAAACCACUCUAGUAACACCAAAAAUAAAUUAUAACAGAUAGCUCAUUUGGAACUUGUGUUUAAUAGGUUAUGUGCUGUCUCUAAUAAGGAAGGAACUAAUUAAUCUGUCAAAUAGUGGGUAAGUAACCCAUCAAAGCCGCCAGCAGUGGUACCUGAGAUAGCCUUAGUUCUACUCCGUGCCAGGAUAGGCAUGGAGAAUCAUCUUUUGAAAAGACAGAGCAAGCAGUAGCUCAGGGAAACUUGUUGAGAGGUUUCCUGCCCUAUGAAGCUGGCAUUCAAGUCUUCUAGCAGGGGACAGCCCACACCUCCAUCAGGUCUGAGAAGCCACCUACUAUCUAACCAGGUUCACAAAGCAUCCUCUGGGAAUCCCCCCUUCUCGGGGAAGCAUACACUGUUGGGUACCACCACUGGCUACCUGGGAGCCCAUCAGCCCACCAGUGUGCAUUGCAAUGUCUAACUUCAUCCUCCCAAAGCCUGCCAUAUCUGCCAUGCCUAUUUUUCCUCCUUUUUUAAAUAAUGGAGAGACUAAGUGAGCUCGUUCUUCAAAUUUUUGAGCAAUUUGCUAAAGAGGCACCCUUUCAAAAUGAACUAGGUUACAUCAAAGUAUGGAGAGAAUGACUUGGCAUAACAGCUAACAAGCUUAAAGAAUUCACCAUGGUACUGGUGAAAAUGCAUGUGGAUUCCCAAAGGAUUUAGACAUCUAAUAUGACAGAACCAUAAAGGGCCACUAAGAACUUGGAUAUAUAUCCUUGCUCUUUAAAGCUGAAAUUAGGAAGGAUAGGGGUUGCUCCUAGAAAGGACACUGACUGGACAAUGAGUUGAGCCCAGCAGGACAAUUCCUUUGAUGUUUGUUAUUUUCUUUGGUUGUUGUUGUUCAUUUAAAUUCUUUCUUUCUCUCUCCCUUUAUCACUUUGUACCCUGGUCAGUUUCUUCUUUCUUUCCCUUCUCUACUGAUGCUUUAGGCCAGCUAGUGACUCCUGUGGUCACCUGAUGAAAAGAACGCCCAAUUUGUAGUUAAGAAACCUGGAUUCACAUCCUCCUUUCUACACUUCCUAAGACAUUUUUGUCCAAAUCAAUUAACUUUCCAAGGCCACCUCAGUUUCCUCAUCUACAAAACAAGGACAAUAAGAAUGAAAUGAAAGAAUGCUUUCAAAACUCUUUAAAAUAUGAAAGCCCUUCAUAAAUAUUGGUCCCCUAGAAACCUUAGCUCCCUCCAAAGCUCAGCUCAAGGCAUUGACCCCUUUCUGCCUCUUGAAAUUACUUAUCUGUGCACAUAUUUUACGUCUCUAAUAGAGUGCAAACUGCUUGAGGGUAGAUAGAUCAAGUCCAGAUGUUUUUUUGGUUUGUUUUUGUCUGUGUUCAGUGCCUAUGAAGCAGUGCCUAGUGGCUUACUGGCACUCAACUAAUGUUUUUAACAACUGCAUUAAAUUGAAUGUAUGACUCUUUGGGCUUAAAAA
Messenger RNA from Monodelphis domestica (gray short-tailed opossum), 8769 nucleotides. RefSeq names its product solute carrier family 1 member 4 (gene SLC1A4). The record is from RefSeq and is a predicted model, not a curated record. Gene Ontology annotation, molecular function: L-alanine transmembrane transporter activity; symporter activity; L-aspartate transmembrane transporter activity. Gene Ontology annotation, cellular component: plasma membrane. Lineage: Eukaryota; Metazoa; Chordata; Mammalia; Didelphimorphia; Didelphidae. Gene Ontology annotation, biological process: L-glutamate transmembrane transport; L-serine transport.